AUGUCGUGGCUCUAUCCUCUUCUACCCUGGCAAAACGAUUACUUCCUCGACUCGAUGCUAGCUUUUGAUCCACACAAAUCACAAGCCAGUAUGUUUGGUAGUGCUGGUUGGCUUCUAACCUUGUUGGACAGUCAGGGGUGGGUCGAUGGGAAUGGUUUCUCCAUGCUGCGGCAAACGGGCGCAGUGGCUUCGACUAUGACUUGUCGCAUCGCUGACCUUGUGCGUGAUGAGAACGGGCUCACAUUCAACGGUGUGGUGGCCGCACGACUCGGCCUUGCUGAUCAUUCUGGUCGCCUUCGCUUCCACUUGGCGGUGCCGAGUAGUUUUGUCCGAUGCAUGAGGAUUGUGAGUGGCGCUGUCAAAACGGUGGCUUCUCAUGCAUAUCGACUUGCACCGGCUUUGGUCUUUGCUGCUUGUCUUGGCUUAGCGUACUAUGCAACAACCAGAAAGGAGUAUUGGUCUAUCAGAAUACGGACCGAUGACACUCAGGAUGCUCUUGCAGAUGAACCGUUACUUAUCUCCACUGCAAGCACAGAAUCAUCUCACUCCAACAACAAGGCAGAGCCAGACGAUGUUGAGGCAGGGAGUAGCUCUGAGGCACCAUCCAUUGUAACACCAGAGAAACCACAGGUGCUGUAUGCUCAUCGCCCCAUUUCACCACACUUGGCAGCAUUCUUCACAUUCUCACUCUGGGACGCUUUGACUUUACUGCAUGAUGCGCUGACUGGUUUUACUACACGUCUGACUCAGCUGCUACAAGGGAAGCAACCGAACCUUCGGCAUAGUGCCAUGGCAGCCACUUGCGCCAGGGACACACAUGGAGCGCUUUGGCACAUCGCGGUAGACGGUCAGCAUGACAUACGAGAUCACACACAAUGCUUAGUGACAGCCGAUUCUUUUGCUUUUUAG
Molecule: messenger RNA, 909 nt
Organism: Protomyces lactucae-debilis
Lineage: Eukaryota; Fungi; Ascomycota; Taphrinomycetes; Taphrinales; Protomycetaceae
Exons: 1
Coding region: 1-909 (302 amino acids)
Source: RefSeq, a predicted model, not a curated record